UGAUCGGUGCAGGAAGUCAUGACAAACCCAAAACAUCACCUGUGACAACACACACCUGUCACAGGUGAACUUAACUAUACUGCACGAGCGAAUAAUAAUAUUGCACUGUAGAGUUGUUUUCUAAAUACACGUGCAUCUUGGUUUGCGUUUGACUCUCGUGCAUUUGUGCAGUCUUCGUAAAGAGAACUUUAAAAACAUUGUCAUCAUAAGGAGAUAUCGAUAAGGUGCUUAAGAUGAUCAGGAAAGUAAGUAAACUCGUUUUAAGUGUAGAACAGUCUGAAGGUGUCGGAGCUCGAGUUCGCAGGAGUAUUGGAGGGAGAGAGUUGAAGAAUCUCGAUCCUUUCUUGAUGCUUGAUGAAUUCCGUGUCGGCAAACCUGCGGGCUUUCCUGAUCACCCUCACCGUGGAUUUGAGACGGUUACGUAUUUGUUGAGUGGAUCGUCGGCCCAUGAGGAUUCCAGUGGUCACAGCGGGAAGUUGGAACCUGGUGACCUACAGUGGAUGACCGCAGGGCGUGGGGUGAUUCAUGCUGAGAUGCCUGUGUCAGAUGAACCCAUUCAAGGCCUACAGCUUUGGGUGAACUUGAAGGGUACAGAUAAGAUGGUGGAGCCGCAGUACCAGGAGCUAAAGAGCAAAGAGAUCCCCAAACCAAGCAAAGAUGGAGUCACUGUGGCAGUUAUCUCGGGGGAAGCGCUUGGAGUAAAGUCAAAGAUUUACACAAGAACUCCAACCAUGUACCUGGACUUUAAACUGAAGAAAGGUGCAAAACACAUGCAGCCUGUACCCAAAGGUUGGACAGCUUUCAUCUACACAAUCGCAGGUUCUUUAUGCACUGGCCCAGAUGAUGAUCCUCGGACAAUUGAGCCACACCACACAGUGGUUUUUGAAGAUGGUGAAUACAUUAGAGUGGAAAACAAGGCAGUUGAGGAAUCUCACUUUGUGUUAAUUGCUGGUGAACCCAUAAAAGAGCCUGUGGUUCAGUACGGGCCCUUUGUCAUGAACACACAGGAAGAGAUUAAUCAAGCCAUCGGAGAUUACAGAUCAGCCACUAAUGGAUUUGAGAGAGCAAAAGUUUGGAAGUCAAAGAUUGGUCAAAAAUUCUAAGCUUUUCUCAAAAGUUGGUCUGUGUGGGACUACACGUAUAUGUGUUUUUUUUUUCUUCCCGUUUGUGUUCCUAUAACUUAUUAUAUACAAUGCAUUACUAUAUAUACAGUACAGUGAAUAAUGUGUGGGUUAAAUGUAGAAAUAAAGUUGAAAUAUAGUUUUUAAAUGAUAAAAAAUAUAAGAUGUUUAAAAAAAUGAAUGCAAAAGGAUUUGGUCUCUUUUUGGUUGUCAAACAUUAGUGGAAUGUGUCGAAAAAUGUGCUGAACUCCACCUGUGGUUACUCUGCUAGAACACCUGUGUGAACUUGAGGAAAACUGACUUCAUACAUCUACUAAAAAUGUAUUGGUUAAAAGUAAAGUUAGUUCAGAGAAAAGGUCUAGCAACAUUUAUUUGUAGAUACUAUUUGCUUUGAUAUCUUAUUAAAGGAAUGUCAUUUAGACAUUUAAGUGUCCAAAAGUGUCCUCAUAUAUAUAUAUAUAUAUAU
Messenger RNA from Xyrauchen texanus (razorback sucker), 1587 nucleotides. RefSeq names its product pirin (gene pir). Gene Ontology annotation, biological process: monocyte differentiation. The transcript is spliced from 9 exons. The record is from RefSeq and is a predicted model, not a curated record. Gene Ontology annotation, cellular component: nucleus. Gene Ontology annotation, molecular function: quercetin 2,3-dioxygenase activity. The coding region runs from base 234 to 1103 and encodes 289 amino acids. Lineage: Eukaryota; Metazoa; Chordata; Actinopteri; Cypriniformes; Catostomidae.